GCAAUGCUGCAUUCAAUUACAACAGGCAAUGUGUCAGUAACACAAGGAGAGCUCGUGUCAAAUCUUCAACAUGCAGUUUAAUAUUUUUCCGAUGUUUCUCGGCGUGACAUAUUUUGGCGUAUCGACAGCUGAUUUAUCUCCUCCAGUGGUAAACAUCAGUCUGGAUGUGCCUGCAAAUCAGCGCUGGGCUCCACUGAAGAAUUUGUUUGACAUUAAUUUCUUGAGAAAAGCAGCAUCUGAAGUGAUCGACACGACUGUUCCUAAAUGGGUCCAUGAUGCCAUUAAACCUGUAGUGAGAGCGCUGGAGGAGUACAUCCCUCAGCCAUAUGCUGGAGAAAUAAAGGGCAUGGCUUCAAUCUAUGGAUCUGACAUUUCAGAUAUUGUACUUUUAAACUUUGCAUAUGAAGUGUCUGCGUUCUGCACCAGUAUUGUAACUCAGGACACAAAGGGAAAUAUAUACCACGGCAGAAACCUAGAUUACCCCCAUGAUGUACUCAGAAAUCUAACUCUUGACAUUCUUUUCAUAAAAAAUGGAAAGGUAGCAUACAGGGGAACUACUUUUGCUGGUUAUGUUGGGUUGUGGACAGGACAAAGCCCCAACAAGUUUACAGUGUCUGGCAAUGAACGCAAUAAGGGACAUUGGUGGGAGAAUGUAAUCUCAGCCAUUUUGUUAAAAAGUUCUCCAGUUAGCUGGCUAGUGCGAGAGACUCUUGAAAAUGCUGUGGAUUUCCAGGAUGCAGCAAUGAGGCUGGCCAAAGUGCCAAUCAUUACAGAUGUUUAUUACGUUGUGGGUGGCACUCAUCCUGGCGAAGGUGUGGUUAUCACCAGAGACAGGCUAAGAUCAGCUGAUAUCUGGUCCCUGGAUCCACUCAAUGGAAACGGUAUUCCUGGUGGAAACACUACACAAUCCAUGAUACAGCAGAGUAAGAUCCACCAAUCAGAGAACUGCGGGCAACAAAGCACCAAAUAAAUCUUCGUUGACCGCCCAUGAUGCGCUGGGAGUGACGCAAUCUAGUCGGUCUCCCCUACGCUCUCAAACUACUUCUAUAUUUGAAUAUAUUGCAGUAAAAUUAAAAUAUUGUUUCUGUACUUAUCAACAACUUUAGUUUUAUAUUUUCCAUCAUUUAAUUCAAUUACAUCAUUAGCAGUGCUUCAUGGAACUGUAGUUCAUUCCCUCAUUAAAAGUCUUCUACCUUCGUCUUUCUGUCUAAUUGUCAAAUGCUUUAAAUCAAGGUUUGUAAUGUUGUGAUUCACUUUGGAGCUGGUUUGUUUGGUUGAUGGCUUUGCACUCUUUUAUAAAGGAUUUUAUGAACUCUCUAUAAUAGAAAUGAAUGGGAAAAAUACUUCUGGAACCAAGAUGGCUGAAAUUAAUCUGACGUCACACAGGCAGUUGAGCUUCCGGGUUCUUUCUGCUACAAAUUUCAAUGGUGGAUAUGAGCAGUGCUGCAGUUUUAAUAAUCUUUUAAGCAUUAUGUAAUGUAUUAACGUUUGUAGAUGUUGUUAAAAAGGGAUAUCUAUGGUUUACAGAGAAGAAAUUGAGGUUCUUUCUGAAUAAUCUGAAAAACCAGUUUUAACUUGAUUCAAUUUGCCUGUUUGAAACAGGUUUAUGAAUACACAUCAUUACACGCUUAACACACUUCUAAAACCUAAGAAAUAUGGCAUAUACAAAUAAAAACUAUGCAUCUA
Molecule: messenger RNA, 1686 nt
Organism: Myxocyprinus asiaticus (Chinese sucker)
Lineage: Eukaryota; Metazoa; Chordata; Actinopteri; Cypriniformes; Catostomidae
Product: N-acylethanolamine-hydrolyzing acid amidase-like
Exons: 7
Coding region: 71-970 (299 amino acids)
Biological process (GO): fatty acid metabolic process
Cellular component (GO): lysosome
Molecular function (GO): fatty acid amide hydrolase activity
Source: RefSeq, a predicted model, not a curated record